This is a messenger RNA of Acanthisitta chloris (rifleman), 1210 nucleotides long. RefSeq names its product fatty acid hydroxylase domain containing 2 (gene FAXDC2). Lineage: Eukaryota; Metazoa; Chordata; Aves; Passeriformes; Acanthisittidae. Bases 1 to 996 code for a protein of 331 amino acids. Gene Ontology annotation, molecular function: C-4 methylsterol oxidase activity; iron ion binding. The record is from RefSeq and is a predicted model, not a curated record. The transcript is spliced from 8 exons. Gene Ontology annotation, biological process: sterol biosynthetic process.
AUGACAGGAGACUCUGGAUGUUCCACCAUGGCUGAGCAGCACAAGCAGGAGAAGAAGCUUGGGGAUGCCUUGAAGAUCACUGCCUAUGUCUUCAGUAGAGGUCUGCUGGUGUGCACUGCCUUGGUGAACUGUGUUUCUUGGCUUUUGCAGAAUGUAACUUUAGGCAAUUUCUGGCAAACCACAUGGCUGAAGUUCUACAACCUGUUCGAGGGAGAUGAGUGGACGAUCUUCCUCCUUGGGGCUGCACUGGUGCCUGCCCUUGCUUUCUGGGGCUUCAAUGGAAUCCUUCUGGUGGCUGAUGUAACAGGAAAACCAACUUUCAUUACUCGCUAUCGCAUUCAGCUGGGCAAGAAUGAUCCUGUGGACACAAAGAAAUUGCUCCAAGCCAUCUACACGGCGCUGGUUAAUCAGUUCCUGAUCUCCUUGCCCAUGCUUGUGCCCAUGUUCCACAUCAUGAAAUGGUGGGGCAACACCUUCAGCAAGGAAUUACCCACCUUCCAGUGGUUUCUUGUGGAGCUAAGUGUCUUUACUGUAAUAGAGGAAAUUCUCUUCUAUUACACACACAGGCUUGUUCACCACCCAGUGCUGUACAAGCACAUUCACAAGAAGCACCAUGAGUGGACAGCACCCAUCGGAGUGGUCUCCAUCUAUGCUCACCCAGUGGAACACAUACUCUCCAACACUCUGCCUGUCAUGGCUGGCCCAAUGGUCAUGGGGUCUCAUAUUGUUUCAAUCUCAGCAUGGUUCUCCAUCGCUCUGGUAACAACAAGCAUUUCUCACUGUGGCUACCACCUGCCCUUCCUGCCAUCUCCUGAGUUCCACGACUUCCACCACCUCAAGUUCAACCAGUGCUAUGGCGUGCUGGGAGUGCUGGAUUACCUGCAUGGCACAGAUAGCGUGUUCAGACAAACCAAAGCCUUCGAGAGACACAAGGUCCUCCUCGGCCUCACGCCGCUCUCCGAGAGCAUCCCUGAGGCACCCAAGAAGGCUGAGUGAACCAGCCCAGCACCUCUUGCAGAGCCUGGUGACUAGCAGAGUGAGAGACAAUGAUUUAUGCCAAAUAGUAUUUUAAUUGGGAAACAAGUUAUUAUUCACAUGUAACAGAACCCAAAACUGAAGUGAAAUAUGCUGCUUGAAAUGACUGCACUGUUGCUGCCAUUACCUUCUACCUAAGACACAAAAAAAUCUGCUCUAAAAAUCUAUUUUUAAA